UUCUUGGAUUAGAUGGUGUUGGAAUGAUGAUUCUAGAGGCAUUAGAAUUAUUAGUCUCGGGAGUAUUAGAAUCAUUAACCUUGGGGGGUGCACCAUCAACAUUUGCGGCAUUAGUCCUUAGUUGGAAAAAUGUUAUGUAG
Messenger RNA from Entrophospora candida, 140 nucleotides. The record is from the annotation of a GenBank genome assembly. Lineage: Eukaryota; Fungi; Glomeromycota; Glomeromycetes; Entrophosporales; Entrophosporaceae.